AUUUUCAUCAAAAAACAACUGAGAUUCUGAAAUGGUGGAACACUUAUUCAUUUUAUACGUUGUGUUCGUGGUGUUAUAAUGAAGUUUGCAAUCAUAUUUUAUACGGAAAUAUGUCAACAAUAAAGUGCCAUGUGAUAAUUACAAUGGUUUCCCAGUGCUGACCACAAUUUCAAUUUAUUGCCAAGGCCCCCGAAUGUAAUCGGAAUAAUAAUAAUAAUAAUGCAUAUAACUCUCUCGCACUUCGGCACUUUAUAUAAACGCACAAAACAUUAACACACCGAGCGCACAAUAUGCUCAGAAACAGGAUGAACGCAUAAAUUUAUAAUAAUGUCGCCACAAUAAACAAUUUCAAAUGGGAUGCGAGUGUAAAGAUAAAACAGUUAUAAAUAUGAGACUGUUAAGGCGAUAUUAUACCUGAUAUAGCUUGAAUUAUUAAAUGAAAUGAAGGAGCAUGAUUAUGCCCUUAGCAGCCUUUAUACAUUCUUGCUUAUAAACUGGCCACAAUGAAUUUCCCUCAGGGUAUUUUUUAGUUGAAUUGUCUAUGCAUAGAGUAUUCGAAUUUGUUUGUUAAUAAUGAUAAGAGUUGGUCGUCGUUUUAUUGCACUUGCGCUGAUAACAUUCAGUUCAGGGGAGCAUUAUUUGGAAUAGUAGAGAACUCCAGUUCGAAAGUGUAGCUCUCUGAAGACGCGUCGUAGAUUUGUGCUGAAAACGUGUCUAUUAAUUUUUAUUUUGUUUGCAGCAUUUAUAUGUGUUUAUUUAUUGUAGUAAAGUGAAUAAAGCGGUUAAUGAAUCAUCAUUAGGGUUGUCAAGUUGAAUGUGAUUGCUGAAGAAGGAAGAGCAAUGUUCUGGGAAUUCCGUAUAUGAGACAAAGCUUCCAAAAACAAUUUCAUAGCUGAAAUUAGAAAUUCAUCUGACAAAGGAAUAAUCAUGAUUCGUACGCAAACUUACCGUUUCCGGUGCAAUGCAGUUUUACUCAUUGCACUUCUACAACUGAGCCAGAAUUUAAUCGAGAUUGAUGCCAACAUGCAGUUUAAUCAGCAAUCCGUUGAGGAUGAAUACUUGGUGAAUGAGCCGCAGCAGGAGAAAAUCGAGCAAAUGGACAAUGAUGGAAAACUUACUGUGCGCUUGCCAUCGAAUUCAUUACUCAAGUACACCUCCUAUAAAGAUGUUUCUAUACUGCACUUUGAAGUUCCACCCGAUUCACGAGCUGCGUAUUUCAGCUUUAAAGCCUUCGAAGAAUCCAAAAGUACCUUUCAGAGCAAAUGCAAAGUCAAGGACGUAACUCUGCAUUUAAAGGCAAACAGUUUCCCUGUGAUAAACCCGGAGAAUAUUACUUUCCCCAAAAACUUUCUCAAUUCCGACCAAAGAUUUAAGAUAUACAAUUUACAGUUUCAAUCGAAUGAGCAACAACAGAGAAUUGAUAUACAAGGUCCGCAGACCGGCAGCUGGUUUGCAGUCGCCUUCAUCAGCUGGACGGAUCCCAACAACGAUCGCAUAGAGCAGCAAGGGCUUGCUGCAUCAUGCGACACCUUGUUGCUGGCCGAGUUGUCGGUGUCACGUUUCUAUCCGAUUAUCAUUAACGAUGGCCAAGUGGAUAACGGCAAUCUGACCAGUUUCCUGGUCCCAAGUCAGCAGCAGGAGUCAAACAAUGCGAACAGAAGCGGCAAAAGCCAUUACAUGACUGCAGUCAAUAUGAGCCCCGAUGAGGACCCCGGUCUUAGUUUUGAGGACAGUCUGCCACUGCAACAGCCCAUGCAACAAGAUGCAGAGCUGCAACAACUGUAUGCCGCAUCGUACGAAGAUGCCGGGGUUGUUCAGAAUUACACACACAGCCAUGCACACUCACAAAGGCACACACACUCGAGCAGCAGCCGAAUGGGGUCGAGGCCAGAAUCUGACAACCACAGAGAUAGAGACAGAGACAGGGACAACAAUGGCAACACCAAGUCCACCACAAACAAUGAAAUAAUUUACAAGUUCUAUGUGCCGGACGACAUUGGUGUGGCCACCGCACGCAUCUCGUUCGUCGAAGUAUGCAUGCAGUGUCCCGGCGUCAGCUUUCAGAUCCAGGCGAACGCAUUCCCGCCCAGCUUCAAUGGCGGACUUGGGCCCGGGCUCAAUGGUAACGAGCACAACUACAUUCAUCGCACGGUCAUCAGCCCAAAUCAGACGGAAGAGAUCUCAAUUGAAUUUUAUGUGCAGCCCAGCACCUGGCACUAUGCCAUUCUCAGGUUUGUUAGUGCCACUGAUGAGUUCUGGCCCAGCCUGGUACCUGCCUCGAUGUCUGGUCUGGGUCUUAAUAAAGUGACAGCUGGCGAUGCUGUCACUGCCUCCAAGCGUUACGAGGCACGACCACCACAACCUCAGCCGAAGUGGCGGCAACAGAACCGUACCGAAACCGAGGGCACCGAGGUGCACAGUGUAUCGUAUUUGCUGCAAAUCGAUUUCCAGCAAUUGGAGCCCCAAGUGGAUGCUUCAUCCAAGACGCAAUCGCAGCUGGUGAACUACAGCGAUGCCGAGAAUGCUUGGCGACCCAAUCGAUUUCGUGGCAUGGACUUCUAUUCGCUGCUACGGCAAAGCUAUCGGGAGUUCUUCAUGUUCGACUUUGAUUUGCAACCGGAUGCAAAUGGCACAGUUCCCGCACUGCUCAAUUUGACAGCCCAAUCGGCAGCUGGCUUUGCAUUCGAACUGGGCGAUGUGUAUGACAUUGGUGGCACACUUACCUUUGCCGUGUCCAUGAAGCACGAGCUGCGCUUCAGUAAUGACUUGAAAGCACCACCAUCAACGACUUUGCCACCAUCCGAGCGAGGCGGCAUUCUGGCUGAGAAGCUAGUCUCCGAUCUAGAUGAAUCGACGCUAAUUUUGACCCACGAUCAACUGCAUCGAGUUAAUCAAAGCAUGCAGAUAAUUGUCUGCAUGCAUCUUGGCGAGCCGGGUGUACCCACUUGGCCAGACAAGUGUCGCUAUGGCCAGAGACUGAUGCAUGCCUCCAGCAUAAUCAACAGCACUGAUCUAAUGGGUCUUAUACAUGUGCCUUUUCCUGAGAGCGGCCUCUGGUACGUGACGAUGGGCCUCUACUGCCAUGGGGCAGAAACAGCUCGCGUUACCAUCAUCGAUAGUGUCAAGGAAUUUGUACGUCAACACGCCAGCUUGCUCCGUGAUAUGCGUGCUCCCUGCUCCUGUGCUGGAAAUGCGAGAGCAUAUGAGAGAUGCGUCAGAUCGAGUGACUGUUUGGCCAGAAUGAAUGAAACGGAGACACUGAAGGUCAAGGAAUGCAUGAUGGACUCUAAGUGUACACCCGAUUUUGUGGAAAUGACAAGACUAUUCGAGAUACAUCAUAAGGCGGCGACGGAGCAGCACUUCGCACUGGACAACUGCAAUACUUCGGUGGUCUUUUCAAUCUCUUCGAGUCCAUGUGUCGCCGGUCGAUGUGGUCGCUUUGGGCGAUGCUAUCAUUACAUGUCCGGCGGAUUUGUGUUUUCAACAUGCGUGUGCAUGAAAGGCUAUCGUGGCUGGGAUUGCACUGAGGACUCCCAGGUGCCCUCCAGCAUAUCCAUCCUAGUGGCACUGCUGCUGCUCACGCUGAGCAAUCUGCUCUUCAUUCCCAGCAUCUACAUGGCAUUCAGACGUCGCUACUACACCGAAGGCAUCAUCUACUUUUUUGCUAUGUUCUUCUCCAUCUUCUAUCAUGCCUGUGACUCGGGCGAAGAUGAGUAUAGCUUCUGUUUGGUCAAGAUCGGUGUGUUGCAGUUCUGUGAUUUCUACUGCGGCCUCUUGGCCAUUUGGGUCACACUCAUUGCCAUGGCUCAUCUGCCACAACACUUUGUUUCUCUGCUGCACAUGUUCGGUGCCAUUCUGCUGGCCUUUGGCACGGAACUCAACAAACAGAGCCUUUGGGUGUUCCUGGCUCCAGCUUUAACUGGCAUCUGCCUCAUAUCGACCAGCUGGGGAUUACGUUGUGUCAAGACUCGCAAGUGGUUCCCGGCACGUCGUUACCUGAUCAUCUUCAUGCCAUUUGGCAUGGUGCUGGUAAUGGUCGGCCUGGUUUGCUAUGCCUUUCUGCAGACUAAGCAGAAUUAUCACAUUGUCCAUUCCAUCUGGCACAUGGUCAUGGCCCUGAGCAUCAUGUGCCUGCUGCCCUCUCGCAAGUCCUUUAUGCCGAAGUGCUAGCAUACGGAUUCCUCGAAAGAACUUAUGCCCACACAUCAGGAGGAGCUUUACAUGUGAACCCCACUCAUUCUCAUUAAAGGUCGAUACAGGACUCGAGCAAAGCCACAUGCUCAUUUGUAGGUCGAUAAUCAUGAUAGCUAUACAAUCGCAAUAAACUACAAGUAAAUUCACAUCAAAUUAUUACAGCUUAAUCAUAAGAUAUAGAAUAAUUUGCACAACAUGCCCUGUACCCUUUAAUGAACAUAGAAAUCAUGUAUAUAUAAUCCUAUCAUUCCAUUCUCGAGAGCAAUUCGAUCCGGAAUAUAAUUUUCAAACCUAACGUAUAGUCUAGAGGCUAGGCAAGAAACUGAAUUAUGAGUUAAGGGGCAAAUACGUUGAAUGUGUUCAUGUAUUUAAAUAUACUUAUAUAUAAUCGUACAUAUAGGUAUACACAUUAUAUAAAUGGGGGUGAGAUACAGGGUAUCCGUCAAUAUGGAAUACUCUCGACUACAGUCGGACAUUUGGAUUUGAGUUCGAAUAUAUUGUAAUACUAGAAACUAAGAACUAAACUAAAUUAAAAUUAAGAAAUUGUAAGAAACUGUUGAUAUUUUAGAUAUGAAUGUAUAAACCUAUUGACGAAGCCUUACUAAUCUUAAUGAAUAUCACUUCUUGAAAUAUAUUCAGAUUACAAACUACAUACAUACAUACCGUUAUGAAAACAUACUACUGCGCAGACUGCACAUUACUGUAGAACUGUAACCUAACUGUAAACUAGUUAACAGGGCCUGCUUUCUAAUUAGUCUUAUAAGCAGAUACAUAUAUGUAACCUAUGUAAACAUGAUCACGAAUUUUAGCGCAAACAAUAAUAUGUCAAGUAAUACAUAGGUUUGUGUAUAUACAUAUGUAUACAUAUUAUGUAUACUUCUGCAUGAGUCUAUUAAUUCAAUUUAUCAAUGGACAUAUUAGUGAGCACACUCAAUUAUUUACUCAGAAAUACAAUUAGAAUCCAUGAGAAAUCGUCGGUUUACUAUCUAUUCUAUAUGACACAUUACGUUCCUUUAAUUCCUUUCAUCACAAUUGUUAUUUACUAAAACACAUUGUCGAAAGGAACAGAAUAUGUAUAUUUUCUAUAGUAUCUCCAACGAAAUAUGUAUGAUUUAUAUUUGUGUUUAAUGGAAAAAUUGCAUUAAAAAUAUGUGAACAUAAAAUC
This is a messenger RNA of Drosophila albomicans, 5359 nucleotides long. RefSeq lists its product as uncharacterized. Gene Ontology annotation, cellular component: plasma membrane. NCBI's taxonomy places the organism in Eukaryota, Metazoa, Arthropoda, Insecta, Diptera, Drosophilidae. The record is from RefSeq and is a predicted model, not a curated record. The transcript has 8 exons. Bases 928 to 4170 code for a protein of 1080 amino acids.